GGGCUAGCAUUUGACAAUGCAGUGUCGUCCUGAGGUGUUUCACAUGGGUCCAAUGACACAGCCCUGAACCAUCAGACAUAUACCAAGGACAGAAGAAGGCUUAACUCGGCGUUAGCAUUGAAGCGUUCUUUGUAGUUUGUACUGAUACUGAGCAUCGGACAGAAUGCAUUUGUCAUGCGCAAUGCACACUCUCUUUGUUUAUAUAACUGGGGCAAUUGAAAAUGUUCCACAGCUCUGUUUGCUGUUUCUUAUAUAACAUCAUAUCUUUGUUAGCACAUACCUGAGCCGUAUAAAGGAGGGUGUCGCCGCCGGAGCCGCACUGCGCCCUCUGCUCCCGCUCCAACAGGUUCACGUUCACCAUGCUGUCCACCCUGCUGACCGUCUGCGGCCUGGUGGCCUCCGGAAUGGCCGCCUGCCCUGACAUCCCCGCUUUAGACGUGUUCGAUGCUGCACAGUACAUCGGCCACUGGUACGAGAUCCAGAAGUACCCGUUGUUCGGUGAGAACAGCGACACAUGCGGCCAGGCCAACUACACCGCCGAGGCCGACGGCUCCAUCAGUCUGGUGAACCGCGGCAUCAAGCCGGACGGCUCUCUGGACUUCAUCACCGGCACGGCGGUGGCCAAGGACCCGGCGCACCCAGCCGAGCUGACCGUCCACUUCGACCAGGGCUCGGUCGGCGCCUACAACGUGAUCCGCACCGACUACACCGCUUCGGCGCUGGUCUACUCCUGCGUCAAUGUGCUCGGUAUCAAGUUCGAGUACGCCUGGUUCCUGUCGCGUGAGCCCACCAUGGAUCAGGCGGUGCAGGACGAGUAUAUCAAGAUCCUGAGCGAUGCCGGAUCGGACAUCAGUAGGCUAGAGGUGACGCUACAGAACUGUGGCAACCUCUUCUGACCUGGCUCUGAAGGGAAUAGUUAGUAGGGAGAAUUUACUGCUAAUGAUGUGAAGGGUAGGGCACUGGCAGACCCCAUUUGUUGAGAUGGCAAUAUCAUCUCGGUUUCCUGUCCAACAGGCGUGGACUGUGGAGUGCUUGAAUAACUAUCGUGCUGUCAGUGCAACUGACAUGAUCGUCUUUGUGAUGUGCAAAUUUGAUAAAUAUACACAAUAUUU
Molecule: messenger RNA, 1112 nt
Organism: Amphibalanus amphitrite
Lineage: Eukaryota; Metazoa; Arthropoda; Thecostraca; Balanomorpha; Balanidae
Product: apolipoprotein D-like
Exons: 2
Coding region: 360-896 (178 amino acids)
Molecular function (GO): pigment binding
Source: RefSeq, a predicted model, not a curated record